This is a messenger RNA of Meloidogyne enterolobii, 366 nucleotides long. NCBI's taxonomy places the organism in Eukaryota, Metazoa, Nematoda, Chromadorea, Rhabditida, Meloidogynidae. The record is from the annotation of a GenBank genome assembly.
AUGACGGAGACAAUGUUGGAUUGCUCUGACAAGGUGACUGAGACCAAGGAAGAACUUGUUCAGCUUGCCAAACUCGCCGAACAGGCUGAGCGUUAUGAUGACAUGGCAGAGUCAAUGAAGAAGGUUACCGAAUUUGGAGACGAACUGUCUAAUGAGGAGCGUAAUCUUCUCUCGGUUGCUUAUAAGAAUGUUGUUGGGGCUCGUCGUUCUUCUUGGCGUGUGCUUUCGUCUAUUGAGCAAAAGACCGAAGGGGGGAAGAAGACGAUGAGUAAGGAAUACCGUGAGAAGAUUGAAUGUGAAUUGCGUGACAUUUGCAAAGGUGUUAUGGUAAGCUUAACUUUUUGUCAAGUUGAUAGUUGGGAAUAA